This is a messenger RNA of Tuber aestivum (summer truffle), 1322 nucleotides long. The record is from the annotation of a GenBank genome assembly. Lineage: Eukaryota; Fungi; Ascomycota; Pezizomycetes; Pezizales; Tuberaceae.
ACAACGCGUCCCUCCUCUAAACUUCUGUUACUCCUCUACAAGCGAAUACUCAGGCUUCAAUCUUAAUCCAAGAAUCCACGAUGCCUGCAAUAAAACUGCCGCACAUCCUUCUCCUCCCCUUGCCUCCCCCCGCCACCGACCUAAAAAUUAUUACUCUCCUGCACCCACGCACUCUCGUGCCAACCCGCUACUUGAUCCACCCAGCCCAAGGCCUGCACGAAAUUACCAAACUGACUGCGCCCUCCCCAACCCCUCGCUCAUGGCUCCUUACCCCCCCGCCUGAACCAUGCAGGCCGCCUAAAUGGCUCGGAAAUGGUCAGAUACUACAAGAUGGUAGCAUAUACAUUUGCACGCCUAUGGAUCCGAUAUUUGUGCUUUUACCCCGAUUGUUCCCUGCCGAUGAAGCCGAUGCGAUUGACAGGUUUCUUCCUGUGGGAGAUCUGUUUGAAGAGCUUACUAAAGAAGGAGAGGGCGAUUGGGAAUUGGUCGCCAAAUCACAGGUUGCAGAGAAGAGACUUGCGGCAGUUUGUGAGAGUGUGGACGUUGGUGAUGGGAAGGCUUACAAACCUUCCCGGGAGAAGCUCAUGAGGGUUUUGGAUGAGAAAUGCGUCCGAAUGGCCAAAGGGGGGUUGCCGGCCAGCAUGGAGGAGGGGUUUAUUCGGAAGCCAUUGAUCAGGCCGAUAGCCGAGAUAAUGGCUGAGGAGGCUGAGAAGAAGGAGGGUGCUGGGCGUGUGAAGGAAUUGGAAGUCAGAAGUGUCAAGAAGAAGGAAAAUAGGGACGGAGAGGGGGCGGGGUGGGGAGCCGCUGGGGCUCCUUCGGAGGCGGUCCCUACCCCGCCGGAUUUGCAGGCCACAAGACCCUGGCUCUCAGAAGCUUCGCAAGAGGUUACGGGUCUCCUACGCAUACGAGUCGCAAGUGAGUUCAUAUCAAAUAACUAUCUGUCCGUCUCCAUCGCAGAAGCACUCUCCGACUCUCUGCAGAAGUCACAUGAUUUCACACCCUUGGACGACUAUCUGGCGGAAUUGGCGAAAAUUCGGCAAGAGGCAACCGCAAUGCGUUUGGACGACUAUCCGCUCAAACGGAGCCUUGAAGAUGAAGAAGAGAUUGUUGACCGAAAACGUAAGAAGGGAGAAGGCGCAGCAGAAAAGAAGCAGAAGAAGAGUGUUAGCCGUGCCACUAAGGAGCUACAAAAGGCUGACAAGACGGGAAUGCCAAGGCUGACAACUUUUUUCCAAAAAAAAAAUGCAGAGAUCCUGUAACAAUUGUAUACUCAGUUUCAACAUUUUGUCUUAUUCUCGGAAUAUUAUUAUCUUUUCACUCCC